Kockovaella imperatae is the source of this 4122-nucleotide messenger RNA. RefSeq lists its product as hypothetical. The transcript is spliced from 8 exons. The coding region runs from base 1 to 4122 and encodes 1373 amino acids. Gene Ontology annotation, biological process: nuclear division. Gene Ontology annotation, molecular function: mRNA binding. NCBI's taxonomy places the organism in Eukaryota, Fungi, Basidiomycota, Tremellomycetes, Tremellales, Cuniculitremaceae. Gene Ontology annotation, cellular component: cytoplasm; nucleus. The record is from RefSeq and is a predicted model, not a curated record.
AUGGACCUGUACACCACCUCAUUCAGCUUUCCUCGCUCGACGCCUCGGAGCCUUCAGUCCGCCGCAUCCCCACUUCCGACGGCUCUCAACUUACCUGGAUCAGGGAAUGUUCAAACCAUUCCUCUGCCCAAUGUGACUUCUGCCACUGCGCCCGCAAAGAAGUCGUCCUCAAGAGGUCCGAUCACAACCGCCGCUCAGCUCGAAAAGGACUGGCAGACUGUCCAGAAGCUCGUAUUGGACAUCACAUCUAGGGAAGGUUGCUUGGUCACCGUGACCAAGGAACAGAUUGGAUUUGAGCAAGGUCUCUCACCGCCAUUGCCGGGGCCCGCUCAGAAUGGAUCUGUCCUUGCAGACGAGUUGCCAGUGCCCGCUAGCACGGUAUGGAAUGUUCAUCUAUCGGGAGCCUAUCAGUCCGUCAUGGCGGCUCGAGGUGCCAUUCUACGGGAGCUGCCAAGGGACAACAGGACGGUUCUUAAAGUGCCAAGGACCGAGAUCCUGGAAUCGCCCUUAUCAAACUCUAGUGCACUCAAGGCCGAUGUCAAGAGACGGCUGGAUGACAUCGCCGCGGAUAGCCUUGCCCAUAUUGCCGUGCUGAAUCUUUCUACGGGAUCGUCUGGGGUAGGAGGCAGAGUAUUGGCGUCAACCAAUGGGCAGGUCAGCUCGAAUGACGUUACGGUCGAAGUAGAGAAUGGGACAGGUGGGCAUGACGAUGAACCAUCAGCUGUACGCCAAGUCGGUUCAAAUGAUUCAGUCCCUGAGGGUGAGACACCAUCUACGGGCCACAUGCAGUCGUCGGACCACCAUGUGGGAGAUUCCAACGUCGCCAAGAACGUUGCCCAUGGACUUGAAACGGAGCGGAUAUGCGAGCUGGUCGUCACCGGGUCAGUGGAGAGUGUCGAGAUUGCAAAAGUGCGACUAUUGGUCAUGCUGGACGAGCUUAGCGGUCUUCACGCUGAAGUCUGCGACAUUGACUACAAACUGCACGGUAUCAUCGGGUCUCGAAAGCGAGCUGCAAUCCAGUUCAUUCAAGAGGAGACCGCUACGAAUAUCUACCUCCCGACACAGCUGGUCGGAGUCUUGAACCCGCCGCCACUGCAGCCGCCUCAGUCUACCUAUAGAGGACUAGGCACCGGCAUCGGAGUGUUGCCGCCAAAUGGAACAAUGGGUCAUCCAGCGCAAGGCAUGUCUGAGAUGGGUCAUAACGCGAGACCGAUACACGGUAUGGGCAUGACGCCGCACUCUAUGGGCAAUGUCGGUGGACCGACCAUGGGGAUGGGCCAGGUGAAUGGUUUUCCGGCUCACAGUCUGCCUCCUCGUCAGAAUGGUCCUCCAUCGUACAACCCACAUCAACAUGUUCACUACCCUUACCAGCCUCAGCCAUUGGAUAUCAGCUCGCAUCCUAAUCGUGGAAUGCCCUACUCUGGACCGGGCAUGCAGUUCUAUAACCCUGGACCAGGCUCUAGCCACAUGCAUCCGAACCACCUAGGAGGCCCUUCGCCACUGACAGUCAAUCAUACGGGUAUGUCCGGUGUCUCCGGGAUGUCUGGGAUGUCUGUCAUGUCACCUAUUUCGCAAGCUCCGACGGGCUACCAAACGCGCGGCAUGACUAGUCCUAUCCCUAUUCAACAUCUGUCGCCGCCCGGACACCUCGGUCAUCCUGGCUCAUUAGGACCAGGUCCCUCGCCCGGUCAGACUCACUUGGCACCCAGUCCGGGGAUGGGAGGCGCGCCAGUACCACCUCAUGCUUUCUCACCUGGAGGGCAGCCGCAACUCCCCAAUUUCGCCACCGGACCUAUGCCAAUCAACAAUGGUAUGGGAAUGCCGAAUCCAUCGGGUAUGGGAAUGAAUCUGGGCUACGGGCUGGGUCAGUAUGGUCAAGCGCCUCAUCCUGGAUUGAGUGUCCACGGAGGCGAGCACGGUAUUCUCGGUAAAUCGAAUCACAUAUGGAUCACCGGGGAGUUCUUCGGGGUGCAGCGAGCCAGAGACAUGUUGUUGAACAUUGCGAUGCAAAAGAGCAAACUUGUCAUCUCCCGAGACACCGCCAUUCUGCCUCGCAAGCUUGAUUGGCUUCUCACUGAGCGGAUCGAAGAGGUUCGAGGCAUCAUGAACGAUAACGGAACAUACAUCCAGGUGCCCAAUGUUGGUUCCCAAAUGAGCCUGAUCACGGUGUUUGGAGACCAUCGAGUCAAUAUUGAACGGACGAUCCGGAGCAUCAUGGCUUUGGCCUGCCAAUUCUAUGUCGCGUCGUUCUGGUUGCUGCCCGUUUCCUUCGAUGUGUUAAUGCCCCAGGCGUCACUCAACCCGGCUCAGAUGCAACCUAUACUCAAACGUAUCUCCCACGCGACUGGAUGCGAGCUUGUUUUCAAGAGCAACUGCUUUGAAUUUCAUGGUCUUGAGCAGGAAGUGAGAACAGCGGUGAUGAUGGUGCUGGAGCUGGACGUAGUCCACAACUUCCAUCACGAAGUCCGCUUCCAAAUUGAGCUGGCCAAUGAGCACCGAGAAUUCAUCGCCGGCAAAAAGAAUGGCAAGAUCAACAAGAUCAUGAAAAUGGCGGGUGUCAAAAUCAAAUUUGAGACGUUCAACGAUUACAAUUUCUUGAUGGAUGUCUCUGGUAGCAAUCUUGGAGCGCUUCAAGGCUUGUCCAUGCUUCAAGAGGAAUUACCCGCUGAAGUGUCUUUCCAUGUCCCGGAAGGCUAUCACAAGCGAAUCAUCGGUGUCGGCGGCAAAAAUAUUCAACGCAUCAUGAAAUUACACGGGGUCUAUGUGAAAUUCAGCAAUGCUGAAGAGUUCGCGGCUCUUGGCGGGUACACUGAUAAUGAGGACAACGUUGUUGCGAGGACUCCAGCUAAGAAUGCCAUGAAUCUGGAGAGCCUAAGACAGGCCGUGAUGGAGCUGGUGAACCCAAAGGACAAAGAUUACACCACUGAGAGCGUUUCCAUUCCUCGCCGGUAUCACAGGACUUUGCUCGGGGAGAAAAGUAUCUUCAUACAUGACAUCGAGCAUAAAACCAACUCUCUGGUACGAUUCCCUUACAAGGAGACAGCCAGCGACAUUGUGACCAUCUUUGGUCCCGAGUCCCAAGUCCACAUCGCAGCUGCCAUGCUCUUGGACCAUGUCCCUUUCGAGGCGGAUCUUCAGGUACCCCCGAAUCCCGAGCUGGCGAGAUUGGCGACUUCACCGGACUUCAUCAACUUUGCCGAACGGAUCAAGCGAGAUCACCAGAUUGCAAUCUCGCCCUCGGCCAACUUUGGCCAGGGAGAAGAAGCUGUAUUCAAGUUCAGAUGUCAGAGAAGCAAUAUUGACUUCUUGAGCACUGCACGGGACUCUCUCGAGCAGUUCCUCGCACAGCACAGCAUUCAGGUGUAUCCCACGCCUCUGGAUGCAAGAACUGAGUCAUUCAACGAUGCGUUUUCGCAUUUCAACAGCAAAUUAUUGUCGACUAGAGGCAAUGGCCCUGAUGAGGAAAACGAGCCGUCCGUCGAAAAGAAGCCCAACACCUCUUCGUCAGCUUCCGAUGUCAAGGCGCUCUUCAACGGUUCUUCCAGCCAAAUCGGCAACGGUGCCAGCCUCUUCCGAUCACUGGACGAUACUUCGGCCUUAUUCAUGAAUCAGCACGAUUCAAAAAUUCAGGAGUAUUGGAAACGUAGCUAUGUUCGACCUCAGACUGUAUUGCAAAAUAUCAACGUCAACGGACAGACAAGUCCAGCUACUUUGACAAAUGUGAAUCAACCAUCUUUGAGCUCUGUUGGCCGAAAUCCAUCAAACCGGGGCGAGCGUAACGAAGCGGAGGCAUCAAAGCGAGACUCCGACCCUGUACUUCAGGACAAGCUUCGUCAAGCAGCCUCAGGUCAUCCCCAGUCCCACGCUGUUCGAGCCGUGAGCGCCAGGACGCAGUCCCUCGACAUCACCUCGCUCAACUUCUCACGGGCACUGAGCGGAGCCAACUCGUCAAACUUUGGACCUAUGCCACCUAGUCCAGGAAUUCCGACCAGUAGUCCAAACACUGCUACUGGGCAGUACUUUCCGUCCGGCAAUCGUCCGAUUGGUCGAGGAGGGGAGCUCGAUGUAGAGCUCGAGACCGUCACUCAGAACAUGAGCAACGUCCAAGUGACCCACCCUUGA